AUGGUAGUGGUGUCCUGUUGUCCUGGUGGGAACAGCGGCCAAGUCCCGUGCGAUGCAGGGACAUACAAUAACAACCCAGGAGAAAGUGACACAUCGGCUUGCAAGAUCUGCUAUGCGGGAACCUACAGCCUCGGAGCAGCUGACCACUGCACUCUCUGCCCAUCUGGGCGUGCCUGCUACGUUAAUGGUACCAUCUCGCCCACCUGGUGCGGCGAGGGCCAGUAUGCGGUCAACGGUAGCACGGCCUGCCACCAGUGCCCUGUGGGCCACUACUGCCCCAACAUCUUUGAUGAGCCCAUCCAAUGCAACUUUGGGCAGUACUCCAACGGCGAGGGGCGGACGGUGUGCUCGGAGUGCGAAGCAGGCCACAAGUGCCCAGACAGGAACAGCUCGGUACCCUGCCCGGCCGGUGCCAUGAGUAAGCUCGGGGAUGGAGUUUGCACCAGCUGCCCUCUGGGAUAUAUCAGCUCGGAAGGCUCAAGUUCCUGCACCAUCUGCUCGGCCGGUUUCAAGUGCCCUGAUCCGGCGGGCUCAGAGGUGGCCUGUGAGGAGGGUUACUUCUCGGCCGCCGGCGCGGACAAUUGUACCCGCUGCGCCAACAACCAGAUCAGCAACGUCGAUCACACGGCCUGCGAUCCUUGCCCGGCUGGAAAGAAAUGCUCCAAUCCGACCCUGGCACCGACGGACUGCAAUGCAGGAGAGUACGCCUUGGAGGGGGAUGGCAUCUGCACGGCAUGCCCAGCGGGCAGGCGGUGCCCAACAACAUCGGCAGUUGAAUACUGCCCUGCUGAUACCUACUCAUCAGGUGGUGCCACGGAAUGCACAACGUGCCCGGCCGGCUACAGCUGCACUAAUACCUCAGCCAUGCAGUGCUCCGGAGGAUGGUACAGCGCAGAAGGAAGUUCUGUCUGUACUGAGUGUGCUGCUGGUUAUUACUGCCCGGUCGGUGCCUCACAGCAACUGGAGUGUGAGGAUGGAAAAUACGUUGAGUCAGCUGGCCAGACGGUUUGCCAGGAUUGCCCGGCGGGAUAUAAGUGCGACACAAAAUCCUCAAAAACAGCUUGCGACCCGGGGACCUAUUCGCUGGCUCGUUCUAUGGCCUGCGAGCCAUGCACAGCAGGUUACAGCUGCACUGCCCAAGAUGCAGAACCUAUUGCGUGUCAGUUAGGCUGGUACAACGACGACACCAGUGGCACCGCCUGCCAGCAGUGUCCUGAGGGAAAAUACUGUGCUGACCCAACCCAGGGGCCUGUCGACUGUGACGAUGGGGCGACAGCCUGCACGGACUGCCCGCCAGGUUAUGCCUGCACAAACCACACCUAUGCAGGCCGGAUGGCUUGCUCAGCAGGAUCCUAUGCUACUGGCAAGGCCCUGUCGUGUACCGUCUGCACUGCCGGCUACUUCUGUCCAAGUACAAGGGAUAACUCUGAGGUGGAGUGCGCCCCGGGAACCUACUCCUCUGAGGGUGCCACUCAGUGCCAGGUUUGCCCGGCGGGCUCCCAGUGUCCCCGGACAGACGGCCUGGACAUCCGCAACUGUACCGAGGGAGAGUACAGUACGUCACAGAGCACAGCCUGCGUGGCGUGCCCAGCAGGCUUUGCCUGUCCUCAGACCAACAGUGACUACAAGGUGGCCUGCAGCAGUGGGUUCUACUCCACGGGACAGCAGAGCGAGUGCACGGGCUGCGAUGCUGGCUUUUUCUGCCCCAGCACGUUUGUGGAUCAGAUGCUGGAGUGUCCCACCGGAUACUACUCCCUGGGCAAUGCCUCUAUCUGCACCGAGUGCCCAGCUGGCUACUACUGCACAAGCAAGGACGUGGCCCCCAGUGACAUGUGCCAGCCGGGAACCUACUCCCUGGGCACCCAGAUAGCCUGUACCAACUGCAAUCCGGGCUACUUCUGUUCGUCCAUCUACUCCGGUCCCGUCAAGUGCCCCAGGGGUUACUACAGUGGCCUGAAUGCGGUCAACUGCACCAUCUGUGAGGCGGGGUACCAGUGCUCAGAUCAAACAGUUCCCGAAGUCUGUCCCCCGGGCACCUGGUCGGAGGCCGGCUGGGUGGGCUGCAAGCCCUGCCAGGCUGGCUACACUUGUGAUGAGGGUUCCACCAAGCCCAACCCGGACGCUGACAUCUGCGAGCCUGGCGGCUGGUGUGACGGCAAGACCCGAUAUGAAUGUCCGGCGGGGACCUACAACCCUUACAACGGAUCUUCCUCACAGACCGACGCCUGCUUGCCCUGCCCCGCUGGAUUCUAUUGUAAGGGCACCGGUAACACAGACUACAUCAACAGUCUAUGCCCAACGGGGCACUAUUGCCCGGUUGGUACCACGUAUGAGACUGCAUUCCCUUGCCCAGGUGGGACCUACAAUGACCUGACCAACCAAUCGUCAGAGUUCAUCGCCUGUAAGGAGUGUCCAGCGGGCUACUACUGCCCCCAGGGCAGCUCUGACUACGAGUCCAAUGAGUGCCCCCGGGGGUUCUACUGCUUAGCCGGCCAGGCGUCGGGGACCAACAAUGCCUGCCCGCUCGGAUACUAUGGCGACGAGCUCGGGUUUGCCAAUUCCACCCAGUGCAUCAUAUGCCCCGUUGGCCAUUACUGUCCCCAUGGUAGUGCCACCAAUCCAACCACGUCUCCCACCCCUUGCGAACCGGGUACCUACAACCCCGAUGAGGGGGCGGGGCAUCAGUACAACUGUCGGCUUUGUGAUCGUGGGAGGUCCUGCCCGCUCUCAGGACUGAGCAACAGCUCACACCCAUGUGCUGAAGGAUUUUACUGUCCAAACGGGACCAUUACCAAUGACCAGUUUCCCUGCCCUCCGGGGACAUACACCGGAUCAACUGAGCUGACGUCCUCAGAGGAAUGCUCACCGUGUCCUGCUGGGAAGUACUGUACCUGGGCAACAGGAGAGAACGUCAACGGACCUCAGCCUUGCAAGCCAGGUUACUACUGCCCGCUGCAGACGCCGAGUCCCGACCGCUACCCCUGCCCAGAGGGAACGUUCUCCCCCUUAUCCAACCUGACACAGCCAAGCGAGUGCACCGAAUGUACUGCAACCUACUACUGUUUAGGCGGGGAACCGACCGAGUCUGGUCCCUGUCCCCCAGGGUUCUACUGUCCCCUAGGCACCAAGUUUGCUGAGCAGUACCCUUGUCCCAAUGGCACCUUCAACGGGGACUACAGCCAGGAUGAAGAGGCCGACUGCAAACCAUGCACCCAAGGCCAUUUCUGCGAGUACGGUGUCAACGCCCCCGAGCCCUGCCCCGCCGGUACGUACAUGCCUUACGGCGUCAACUCCUCGGACUACCUCUUCGGAGAGACGGCCAAGUACCAGAGCGACUGUUUGGACUGCCCGGGGGGCUCCUGGUGCGGCUCACAAACCAUCUUCCCCAACGACUGCGGCACGGGCAAGUACUCGACCACCAAGCAGAGCAAUUGCAAGGACUGCGAGCCCGGCUACUACUGCGACAAUGCCACCACCUCGGAGUUGGACAUGCUGACCAACAAAAGGUGCCCGGCCGGCCUGUACUGCGCCGGGGGGCUGAACAAUGUCGGGGAGGCGACCAACUGUAGCCAGAGGCACUAUUGCCCAGAAGCCACGCCCUUUGAAGUUAACUGCCCAGUAGGUACCUACAACCCCACCACCGGCCUGGGUGACGUCAACGAGUGCACGGCGUGCGAUGCCGGCUGGUACUGCCUGGAGGGUACCCUGGCAGUCACCGGACAGUGCGUGCCGGGUUACUACUGCCCGACCAACAUCGCCAACCCUUACAGCAGCAACCCGGCCACUAUCGGCUCUUACGGACCACAGCAGGUUCCAUGCCCUGGCGGCACUUACAUUGACACCUCCGGGGGGCGUUACCUGGAGGACUGUGACCCCUGCCCUGCAGGCUUCUACUGCCCGCUGGGGACGGGCAACCCCAUCGAGUGCCCCCGAGGUUUCUACUGCCCGGACAACUCGUCGGCCGCUAAUCCCUGCCCCAUCGGCAGAUACGGGAACUCAACAGCUCUUCCAUCCCUGGAAAGUUGCCAGCUCUGCGAUCCCGGCUGGUACUGCGACGCCCCUGGCCUGGCCUCCCCGCGGGCCCCCUGCGACCCGGGCUUCGUCUGCUACGAGGGUGCCACGUCGUCAGACCCCACUGACGGUGUGACUGGAGAGACUUGCCCCGCAGGCGGCUACUGCCCACUGGGUUCUUACACCAGCCUGCCCUGCCCACCUGGGACCUACAGUAACACCUCGGGUGCCAUCAACCACUACGACUGCUUCGAUUGCGACCCUGGUUUCUACUGCAGCAACGCUCGAACACCGAGUCCGACGGGUCCUUGCAACCCGGGCUACUACUGCACUGGCGGUGCCCGAACCCCCAACCAGACGGUCACCCAGCCAGGCCACUACUCGGAGUCAGGGGCCACCCAGCAGACCCCGUGCCAGCUGGGCACCUACAUGCCAUAUGACAGAGCGGGCGCUUGUCUGACCUGCCAGGCCGGGUUCUAUUGCCCCUUUGAGGGCAUGACAAAUAUGACCUCGUGCGAAGCAGGUCAGUACUGCUCCGAGGGUGCCUACACCUUUGAGCUCUGCCCCACUGGCACCUACUCCCCCCACACCCACCAGACACACAUCGACAACUGCACGGACUGCGAGCCAGGCUACUACUGCAGUGAGAACGGGGGUACUGAUCGGACCGCGCCCUGCGCGGCCGGCCACAUCUGUUUUGGCAAUGCCUUGUUUGCCACGCCAGUCUACAACAACGACUCCUCCGACGGUAAAGUAGUCAUCACCUGGGGAGACCAGUGUGCCAGGGGCCACUACUGUGUGGAAGGGACCACCCUGAUGGAGGAGUGCCCCCAGGGAACCUACCUCAAUUUUGUGGGAGCGAGGUCUCGCGAUGAGUGCAUAUCGUGCGGAGCGGGCAAAUACUGCGACCACACAGGGGCAGUUGAGGAGUCAGGCGACUGCGCCCCCGGCUAUGUCUGCCUGGGUGGCGCAAUGCAGGACAUGCCGACAGACAACGUGACCGGCCACAUCUGCUCCAAGCGGCGCUACUGCCCCGGAGGCACAGCGGAGGAGUUUGUUUGCCCACAGGGCACGUUCUCGGACAUCGAGGGCCUGUCGGCGUGCAAGUCCUGUGAGCCAGGUUUCUACUGCGCACCCGACGCUGACCCCGUGGAAUGCCCUCAAGGCCAGUACUGCUUGGGUGGUGAUGAUUCCAACAGAGAUCCGCUAGACUGUCCGGUGGGAACAUUUGGGAAUCGCACCCAGCUACACGCGGAGUCACAGUGCGCCAUAUGCCCUGGAGGCAAAUACUGUGAGCUGCCUGGUCAGCCCAGCUGGACCGGUCCCAUUGUGGCCGGGUUCUGGGCCAUUCAGGGGGCUACCCAGAAAGGCCCCUUUGAUGACACCACCAAUCCGAACUUUGGCAUCUGUCCAGCCGGAUUCUUCUGCCCAGAAGGCUCUGACCAUCCGAGCCCCUGCCCUCCUGGCACCUUCAGUGCAUCCACUCAUCUGCCCUCGAAUGACUCCUGCACAGUCUGCGAGCCGGGCAAGUAUUGCCCCAAUUACAAUGCCAUGGCUGAUGCCGGGAACUGCGAUGCUGGCUGGUACUGCACGGUGGGCUCCACUUCCCCCCGGCCAACCAACCCCUCAGAAGGAGGAGAAUGCCCAGCAGGAUUUUACUGUGAGGCCGGAGCAAAUGCCCCUGUUAAAUGCCUGGCGGGGACCUUCAACAACCUGACCGGUCAGUUUGCCUGCAUCCAGUGUCCAGCAGGUUUCUACUGCGUCGAACAGACCACUGACCCGACUGAAUGUCCAGAGGGCUACUACUGCCCGGCUGGAACCCAAACGGCCUUUGCCAAUGCCUGUCCAGAGGGGACCUUCAAUAACUUGACCGGAAGGUCUGAACUGGGUGACUGUAUUGAAUGUCUCCCAACGUACUACUGCGAGACCCCGGGCCUCAGCUGGCCCACAGACCUGUGUGAUCCUGGCUGGUACUGCCGCAAUGGCUCUCGCUUUGCCCAGCCAGUGCUGGCCGCCGAGGGUGGGCAGUGCCAAGAGGGCAAGUACUGCCCCCUGGGCAGUUCCCUGCCGCUGCCCUGCCUGCCCGGCAUGUACUGCGGCAGCCCCGAACUGGCCUACCCGAGCGGCAACUGCAGCGCGGGUCACUACUGCUCGGGUGGAGCUUCAGUCAAUGCUCCAGUGGGAGUGGCAUCGGGUGACAUCUGUCCAGUAGGCCACUACUGUCCUGAAGGUAGUCAGUCACCAACCUCAUGCCCCAGCGGGACGUUUGGCAACACCACAGGAAAUGAAGCGGUUACUGACUGCUACGACUGUACGCAGGGCAUGUACUGUGAAGGCUUGGCCAACCCUGCACCUGAUGGUGACUGUAUCGAUGGCUACUACUGCCCCCCGGGUCAGAAUGUGGAAAACCCAUUUGAUUAUCGCUGCCCCGAAGGCCAUUACUGUCCCAGUGGGAGUCACGAGCCAGUCCGUUGCGACUCCGGCUACUACCAAGAUGAGACAGCCCAGGGCUCCUGCAAGGAUUGCCCCAGCGGUUACUACUGUGACAACACCAAGGCACCUGUGGUCCUGUUCAAUAACUCGCUGUGCCCUGAGGGACACUUCUGCCCGCCUCUCACACAAUAUGCUGUCCAGCACAAGUGUCCCCGCGGCACCUUCGGCAACCGCACUGGAAUGGACUCCUCCGAUGACUGCAACCCCUGCCCCGGCGGCUACUACUGCGACGAAGAAGCCCAGACUGACUACACCAAACUGUGCGAGGCCGGGUACUUCUGUCGCAGCGGGGCAACCGUUUCCACACCUAACUCCACCACAGAUGCCAACGUCUGUCCGGCCGGCUAUUACUGCAUGGAGGGAACUGCUGAACCGGUACCCUGCCCACCGGGAACCUAUUCGGACGACAUCAAGUUGAGGAGUCAGGACGAGUGCAUGAAUUGCACCAAGGGAGAGUACUGUCCGGAUUAUGGCAUGACGGAAACCGCCGGGCCUUGCCUAGCUGGCUACUACUGCCCCGAAGGAUCCAGCCGCAAAGACCAAAUUGAGUGUCCAGUGGGAAAAUACUGCACCAACGGGACCUUUGAUCCUGUGGACUGUCCCCGAGGAACAUUCAACAACGAGACAAUGAAGGCAGCGGAGAGUGAAUGCUAUCCGUGCUCUGGUGGCAAAUACUGCGAGACGGAGGGACUGACUGAGCCUACUGGAGACUGCGCAGAGGGCUACUUCUGUCCGCCUGGCACUGUGGACCGAGAGCCCGUAGGCAACGAGUGCUUCAUCGACCACUACUGUCCCGGUGGCGUGGCCUACCCGAUCCCCUGCCCCAACUACACCGAGGCCAACCAGACCAAGUCCUCCUCCUGCAACCUCUGCCCCCAGGGCUACUACUGCCCGCAGCCUGGGGUCCGGAUGCUGUGCCCGCAGGGUUACUACUGCCCAACGGGAACCGGAGUGAAUUGGCAAGCUUGCCCAAGGGGUACCUACAGCGACCAGAACGGCCUGUACAACAUUGACCAGUGUAAGCCCUGCACAGCGGGUCACUACUGUGACAGUGAGCACCUGACGGCGGUGACCAACCCAUGUUCGGCGGGCCACUACUGCGUCUAUGGGGUGGACCGGCCUGAGCCGGAUGGGGACAACUCCACGUCUUGCUCGUACUAUGACAGCCGGCAGAGCGGUUACGGUGGUCAGUGCCCCGUGGGGUAUUACUGCGAGGCAGGCAGCAUCUACCCUGAGCCCUGUGCAGCAGGGACAUACUCCCCCUCGGAAGGCAUGGAGGCGUGCCUACCCUGUGAGCCAGGCUACUACUGUCCGGAAGGGUCAUCUGCGUAUGAAGACAAGCCAUGCCCAGCCGGUCACUACUGCCCAGAGGGGACAGAGUCGGACACCCAGUAUUCUUGCCCCAUCGGGACGUUCAACAACCUGACCAAGAGCACCAAUGACAGUGCCUGCACUCCCUGCACAGGUGGCUCGUAUUGUGCCAGUAGGGGCCUGCCCAACCCAACGGGAAUCUGCCAGGGUGGCUUCUACUGCAGUGGGGGCUCUUCCACGGCCACCCCCUCUGGAGAUGGAGGUGACAUGUGCAUGGCUGGUUACUACUGCCCAGCCGGGGCAUCGUAUGCCGUUCCCUGCCCCGGGGGCGAGUACUGCGCCGGGAAUGGAUUGAACCAGACAUCUGGGAUGUGCGACCCCGGGUAUUACUGCACGCUCAGGGCAGUUGAACCUAAUCCCGAAGAUGGAGAAACAGGAAACCUCUGUCCCAAGGGGGCCUUUUGCCCUCUGGGUAGCAGCUCCCCUGAGCUCUGCGACUCAGGCACGUACCUCAACAGCACCCAUAACAACGACAGCAGUGCUUGCCUGGCCUGCGAUGCUGGCUAUUACUGUGCCGGCCGGGGGAAUCCCGUACCCACUGACGAGUGCUGGGCGGGAUACUACUGCCCUCCGGGACAGGAAGAGCCAACGCCAGAUGGUUAUAACUGCACUCAAGGUCACUUCUGUCUCGCUGGUUCCAUCGAGCCAGUCCGCUGCGAGUCCGGGACAUACCAGGAUGAGAUUGGCCAGUCCAGCUGCAAAGAUUGUCCUGAAGGCUACUUCUGUGACAACACCAUUCAGCCUGUGGUGCUCUACAAUAACUCCUACUGCCCCACAGGUUUUUACUGUCCCAUGAGCACCAGGUAUGCCACCCAGUACGCCUGCCCCAAUGGCACCUUCAACAACCUGACCCACCGCGUGGAGGUCAGUGACUGCCAGCCGUGUUCGGCGGGCAAGUACUGCGAGACGGACGGGCUGUCGCAACCCACCAGUGACUGCUACGCAGGGUAUUUCUGCACAAGCGGCUCAGACACGCCCACGCCCACCAUCGGCAGCAAUGCCAACGAAUGCCCUGCUGGCUUCUACUGCGGUAAUGGAACGGCCACGCCUGAGGCGUGCCCACCAGGCACGUACAACCCUUUCACGCGACGUGUCUCCCUGGACCAGUGCGUGAGCUGCGACGCUAAGCGCUAUUGCCCAGACUACAAUAUGACCAGCCCAGGAGAUCUCUGUGAUCCAGGUUAUUACUGUGAGCUGGGUGCCAACAAUGCUAAGUACCAGCCAUGCCCAGAAGGUCACUACUGCGAGCAGGGUACCGACGUGCCAGAGCCUUGCCCACCUGGCACUUGGUCAGACGUUCAGUCACUGGCAACCGAGUCAGAAUGCUACAACUGCACUGCUGGGUUCUACUGCCCGACCAGCGGCAUGACGGCUGUCGUGGACGAGUGCUCUGGAGGCUAUUACUGUCCAGGAGGGGACAGCGUACCCAACCCGACCCCCUACCUCUGCCCCGCCGGCGUCCACUGCCCCAAUGGCAGUGCCAUCUACCAGCAGUGCCAGCCGGGGACCUUCACCGACUACGAGGGAGCGUCGGAGUGUAGUGUUUGCCCCGAGGGCUACUACUGCUUACCAGUCACGCCCGCCAGUGCCUCAUUGGCCUACCGGCCCUGCCCAGCUGGUUACUACUGCCCCUACGGAACUGGAGCCGACUGGCAGCCAUGUCCAGCCGGUACCUACAGCCCAGUGGAAAGUCUGACCAACGUGACAGAGUGCCUGGCUUGCGAUGGGGGUCACUACUGUACCGGCCCUCACGAGACCUCACCUUCUGGUGGCUGUCUGCCAGGCUACUACUGCACAUCAGGGGUUGACCGUGAAAAUCCCGGUGCAAGCAUGGAGGCCAUCAACUGCUCCUGUCCAGAACAGACCGUCUUCACUGGUGAAGGUGGCAUCUGUCCAGUCGCCCACUACUGUCCAGCCAACUCCACCCUCCCUCUUGCCUGCGAGCCCGGCACCUACAAUAACCUGACUGGCCAGUCGGCCUGCUUUGACUGUCCAGAGGGCUACUACUGCUUGGCUCAAACCACCCACUACAUAAACUUUGAUUGUCCUGUGGGUCACUUCUGCCCAGAAGGAACCCAAGACCCAUUUGAGAACCCUUGCCCGCCAGGGACCUACAACCCCCACCCCAACUCCAAGGACAUGUCCGCUUGCCUGGACUGCCCCAUGGGCAAGUACUGUGAGGGCGCCGGCAAUGCCAACUACACGGACGAAUGUGACGAGGGCUGGUACUGCUCAGGCAGGGCCCAGAAUCGCACCACCACGGCCCACGGUGGAGAAUGUCAACCUGGCUACUACUGCCCAAGAGGUUCCGGUUCACAAAUCUCGUGCCCCGGUGGGAAGUACUGCCAGACCUCAGGCUUGUCCGAGCCAACAGACGACUGCGACGCCGGCUACUACUGCACUGGGCAGUCCACCACCGGUACCCCUGACGAUGGCAUCCAAGGUGAUGAGUGCCCACCAGGCUUCUACUGCCAAGCCGGUUCCCCCUGGCCGGACCCUUGCCCGCCUGGAACGUUCACCCCCUACUUUAAGAACGAGAACAUGUCGGACUGCGUGCCGUGCCUGGACGGUGACUACUGCGGACAGUACAAUCUCACAGAGACCAACGGGAAUUGCACCCAGGGUUACUACUGCCCCCGCGGUCAGUCAGACCCCCAGGCCUACGAGUGCCCCGUCGGUCACUACUGCCCCAGCGGCAUCCACCAUCCCAUCCUAUGUCCCAGUGGCACCUACCAGGACGAGACAGGGCGAUGGGACUGCGAGGAGUGCCCGGCAAGCUACUACUGCGACAAUUCCAACGGGGUGGUCGUCAUCAAUGACACCAUCACCUGCCCCAGGGGCUUCUACUGCGAGGCGGGCACCCAGCGGGCCGACGAGUCUGGCUGCCCGCGCGGGACCUUUGGCAACGACACAGGCUUCGACGACGUCAGUGAUUGCAUACCCUGCUCAGGCGGCUACUACUGCGAGGAGGCGGGCAAAACCGUGCCCACUGCACCCUGUGAAGCCGGCUUCUUCUGCAAGCAGUAUGCCGAAACCGGUGCCCCAUCACAGGGAGCCAGCCAGGCUGACAUCUGUCCACAAGGUUCCUACUGUACCGAGGGCACAGUGGAGCCCUACCCCUGCCCACCAGGGACCUUUGGCGCCACCGAGGGACUACGGAAUGAGUCUAGCUGCACGCCCUGCCUGGCUGGCUUCUUCUGCGAGAGCGAGGGACUGCUGGAUGUGGAAGGCUCAUGCCAAGAGGGCUACUACUGUCCACUCGGCUCCAGCUCUCGCACCCAGCUCAUCUGCACCGUAGGUCACUACUGCCCGACUGGAUCGGACAUACCCACUGACUGCCCCGAGGGGACCUUCAACCCCUACCAGGGCCUGAUGAACGAGAGCCAGUGCACCCCUUGCACGGAGGGCAGCUACUGCCAGGAGAGAGGUAUAGAGAGCCCAACUGGCCCCUGUGAGCCCGGCUAUUACUGCCCGCCUGGCCAGAGCUCACCCAGGCCCUAUGAGUACAAUUGCACUGUCGGUCACUACUGUCCGCUCAACUCGUCUGAGCCCCUGCCCUGUGCCAACGGCACCUACAUGAACCAGACCCAUGCGGAGGAGUGCUUCAUCUGCCCAGAGGGAUGGUACUGCGUCUUGGGCAACCUCGUUGACAGUUGCCCCAUGGGAUACUGGUGCCCUGAGGGCACCGGCUUUGACUGGCAACCCUGCCCGCAUGGAACCUUUGGCAACGAGACAGGCCUGUCGACCGUGGAUCAGUGCGAGCAGUGCCUGGGUGGUUUCUACUGCAACCAGCUAGGGGCCACCACCGUCACGGACACCUGCGAUCCAGGUUACUACUGCACGUAUGGUGUUGACCGCGCCCAGCCCGACGACCUGUCCCCAAGCCUGAUCAACGGCACCUGUCAACUCCCCAGCGGGUACACUGGGGUGGGUGGGGUGUGUCCCGUCGGACACUACUGCCCUGAGGGAUCGCCCAUGCCCGUUGCCUGCGAGGCUGGCAGCUACGCCAACGUGACGGGCCUAGCAGCAUGCUUGGCUUGCCCUGAGGGUUACUACUGCCCUGAAGAGUCGGUCUCCUACGAUGACAAGCCCUGCCCGAUGGGCCACUACUGCCCUCUUGGCACCGAGUCCAUGUACCAGUUCCCCUGCCCAACGGGGACAUUCCUGAACACCACCCUGGCCACAGCCCAGAGCGACUGCCUGGGCUGUCCCGGCGGGUGGUAUUGCGAACUGGAAGGGCAGCCCAACCCCAAGGCCAGAUGCAGUCCAGGUUGGUACUGCGCUGCCAAUGCCACCAUUGCCAUGGACGGGACCCACGGCGGCAUGUGUCAGCCAGGAUUCUACUGUCCAGAGGGAUCCUACCGCAUGCUGGAGUGCGAUCCAGGGAUGUACUGCCAGACGCCCGGGUUGGACACCCCCACUGGCAAUUGCACAGCUGGAUUCUACUGCACCCUGAAUGCCAAUGACUCCUCCCCGACGGACGGCGUGACGGGCGACAUCUGCCCAAAGGGCUACUACUGCCCUCUGGGGUCGAUCCAGCCCCAGCCGUGCCCAACAGGUACCUUCCUGAACAGCACCCAGAACGACGCGAUGGAGGACUGUCGGCCCUGCACAGAGGGCAUGUUCUGCCCCGGGGAUGGGUUAGACCUUCCUGAGGGACCCUGCGAUGUCGGUUACUACUGCCCCAGCGGGCAAAAUGUCUCAGCCCCACCAGAGUACAGAUGCCCCGUCGGUUACUAUUGCGAGCUGGGCUCCGCUGAACCGACCCGCUGCCGCAACGGCACCUACAACAACGAGACGGGCCAGGGGUCAUGCCUGCAGUGCCCGGCGGGAUACUUCUGCGACAGCACGGAGGAGCCCGUGGUGCAGUACAAUGAGACCAACGUGUGCCCCCCUGGGUACUACUGCCCAGCCGGCACGCGCUACGCCACCGAGUACCCUUGCCCGAUCGGUACCUUCAACAACUUCACAGGGCGGCAGACGGAGAUGCAGUGCAUUGGAUGCCUAGGUGGGUUCUACUGCCCUCUGACGGGCAUGCCAUACCCCGUUGAUCUGUGUGCAACCGGCUACUACUGCAGGGAAUAUGCGGAGACAUCAACCCCCAAACAAGGUGAGCAAGCCAACGUGUGUCCCCAGGGCCACUACUGCGAGGUGGGCACUGCCAACCCCACUCCCUGCCCCAAGGGAACCUUCAGCGAUGAGCUGAUGCUGGAGAAGGAGGCGGACUGCCAGCUCUGCCGGGCCGGGGAGUACUGCGCCGAGGUCGGCAAGAACGUGACCAGCGGUCCCUGCGAACAGGGCUACUACUGCCUCCUAGGCUCCUCCGAUCCCCGCAACACCUCCUGCCCGGCUGGCAGUUACUGCGAAACGGGCUCUGGCUUCCCCGAACCCUGCCCGCUGGGCACCUACAGCGACACCGAGAACCGCUGGAACGUGUCACAGUGUGAACCGUGCGACGAGGGCUGGUUCUGCAACCAGACAGGUCUGACAGCCCCCGUUGGCGAAUGCGAUCCCGGGUUCUUCUGCCCUGAAGGCCAGAGCGUGCCUAACCCCACCGAUUACCCCUGCCCCAUCGGGCUACACUGCCCUCAGGGCAGCCCCCUGCCGGUUCCUUGCCAGCCGGGCACCUUCACCAACCUCACCCAGCAGGCCGAGUGCCUGGUGUGCCCCGAGGGAUACUACUGCGUGCCCGAGGAAGUCAUUGAAGGGAAUUCCUCCUCAGGUUUCAACCUGUGCACCCAGGGAUACUUCUGCCCUGCUGGGACCGGCAUGAACUGGACGGCCUGCCCGCCAGGGACCUACGGUGGACGACUCGGCCUGAAGGACGAGACGGAAUGCACCAGCUGCCCAGGUGGGAUGUACUGCGAUGGAAUCACGCUGGUUGCUCCAACCACUUCCUGCAGCGCCGGGUACUUCUGCACCUCCAGGGUUGACAGGCCAAACCCGACAGCAUUCGUCAAUGAUUCCUGCACGUAUGAAGGGGAGCACACGGGUUACGGUGACAUCUGCCCCCUGGGUCAUUUCUGCGUGGAAGGGUCCACUUACCCGGAAGGGUGCAGUGCAGGGACAUACCAGAAUGAAGAGGGGCAGGACUCGUGUAAAACCUGCCCCGCUGGCUACUACUGCCCGAUAAACGCGACCACGUUUGUAGAUACCCUGUGUCCUGAGGGUCACUACUGUCCAGACGGCACCACCUAUGACAUUGAGUUCCCUUGCCCACAGGGCACAUUUAACAAUUUGACAGGAGGCCAGAACGAAUCGGCCUGCGUGCCCUGCACGGCCGGCUACUAUUGCGCUGGGGAAGGCAACAGCCAGCCCACGGCGCUAUGCGACCUGGGCUGGUACUGCAUCAGUGGCUCCUACGAAGCUCAGCCGUCCGAUCCCAGCCUCGGCGGUGAAUGCCAAGCAGGUAAUUACUGCCCUCAAGGUUCCUCCUCGCAGACGACCUGUGACCUUGGCACCUUCUGUGACACAAGCGGCUUGGACGCCCCCAGGGGUGAUUGUGCGGCUGGCUACUACUGCACUCAUGGCUCGACCACCGACAAACCAACAGGAACAGGAGGCAACGAGUGCAGCGCCGGUCACUACUGCAUCGCCGGAAGCAGCUCAGAGGAGGACUGUCCCCCAGGGACCUACUUGCCGUCCCGUAGGGCCAAGAACAUCACCUACUGCUUGGACUGCAUUGGGGGACAGUACUGUGGGGCCAGCGGAUUGCCCUACCCGGAAGGGAACUGCUCGCAAGGUUUCUACUGCCCCGGUGGUCAGAUUGUCCCUGAGCCGUUGGCUUACGGUUGCCCGCCCGGCUAUUACUGCGAGGAAGGUGUAGACGACAAAGUCCCCUGCCCGGCUGGGACCUACCAGGACGAGCCAGAACAGUGGACCUGCAAGACAUGCCCAGAGGGAUUCUAUUGCAAUGACAUCGAUGGGCCCAUAGUGAACUACACAGCGUACAUAUGCCCCGAAGGUCACUACUGCCCUAAUGGCACCCUUGCAGCCACCGAGUACCCCUGCCCCAUCGGCACCUUCAACAAUGCCACGGGCCUGGCCAGCUCAGACCAGUGUGCCCCCUGCCUGGGUGGCUACUACUGUGGCCAGCCCGGCUUGACCUACCCUUACACCCCGUGCGCUGCCGGCUACUUCUGCCGCACGGGGGCGGAGAAGGCCGCCCCGGAUCAAGGGUCGGACGCCGGGGUGUGCACAGAGGGCCACUACUGCAUUGAGGGCACCACGGAACCUGUGGCCUGCCCAAGGGGGACCUACAGCAACGAGGAAGGGUUGAUGAAUGUGACAGAGUGUGAACCUUGCUUAGCAGGUCAGUACUGCGACGAGGAUGCCCUCCUGGCCCCAGCAGGUUACUGCCUGCCCGGCUUCUACUGUGAGCGCGGCUCAGACGACCGGCGACAGUACAUCUGCCCUGCUGGCAAGUACUGUGGCAACGGCACGGCGGUGCCUGAGAGAUGCCCCAGCGGAACCUACUCCAACGACACGGGGCUGACCGCCGUGUCAGAGUGCACCAACUGCACCGCCGGCUGGUACUGCCAGCGGCCCGGGUUGACAACGGAAGAAGGGCUGUGCAUGGAAGGCUACUAUUGCCCUGAAGGGUCUAGCGUUCCCAAUCCCAUUGAGUGUCCCAUCGGCCUGCACUGCCCUGAAGGCUCUCCGGACCCCAAGGCCUGUCCGUCCGGCUUCUACACCGACAGGACCACACAGUAUGAAUGCAAGAUAUGUCCCAGAGGCUUCUACUGUCUACCUGAGAACGAGACCGUCGGCAAUCCGGACCUGAAACCGGGCAUCGCGGACUGCCCCACUGGCUACUUCUGUACCAACGGCACCGGACUGGACUGGAGCGCCUGCCCGGCCGGCACCUACAGCAACCAGACCAAUCUCUACAAGGUGCAGCAGUGCACCGACUGCCCCGGCGGCUACUACUGCCCUAAUGAUGCAGCCACCUCUUACAGCCUCCCCUGCGACGAGGGCUACUGGUGCGACUCGGGCAUAGACCGCUCCAACCCCAACAACCCCUCGGAGAACGAGACCUACCCGGCCACCUGCCCGAUCCUCGGGGGCCACACAGGGGUGGGAGGGGUGUGCCCGACAGGUCACCGGUGCCCCCAGGGGACGGUGCUUCCCAUCGGCUGUGAGCCCGGGGAGUACCAGGACCAAGAGGGCCAGGGCAGCUGCAAGGUGUGCCCUGAAGGCUUCUUCUGUUUGGCCAACACCACUACCUACGUGGACAACGUCUGUCCCACCGGCCACUACUGUCCCAACGGCACCACCAUGUCCAAUGAGUUCCCCUGCCCGCCGGGGACGUUCAACCCCUUACCCCAGCAGGUUGAUGAGGGAGCCUGCGCAGCAUGCACGGCAGGAUCCUACUGCUUGGGCAGUGGCAACGAUGCACCCACGUCCAACUGCAGCGAGGGCUGGUACUGCAUUGAGGGAGCUUCCAGCCCCACCCCAACAGACCCGGCCAUCGGCGGCCAGUGUGACCCAGGGGAGUACUGCCCGGGGGGCACCGACCACGCCAUCCCCUGCGACCCUGGCUACUACUGCCAGAGGGCUGGACUGGCUGCACCGCAUUUGGAAUGCCAACAGGGCUUCUAUUGCACCCUGGGUGCCUCUGUCGGCAAUCCCACUGACAACACCACAGGCAAUGUGUGCCCCCAGGGCUACUACUGCCCUGUGGGCUCCUCUGAGCCUCAGCCCUGCCCAGUCGGCUACUACCAGGAUGCCACGGAGCAGAGUGCCAACAGUAGCUGCAAGAUCUGUACCAAGGGUGUUUUCUGCCCCCGCGAGGGCCUGCCUACUCCUGUGGGCGACUGCCUGCAGGGCUACUACUGCCCUGAGGGUCAGGUGACGGCCACGCCCCCAGACUACACCUGCCCCCAGGGUCACUUCUGCGGGGUUGGCUACGGCGACCCCGAGCCCUGCCCAUCAGGGACCUACCAGGACACGGUUGGACGGUGGAACUGCAAGGACUGCCCAGCUGGGCAUUACUGUAACGCUACCCUUGGCCCUGUUGUGUGGUACGGUUCCUACGUCUGCCCGAGUGGGUAUUACUGCCCGAAUGGGACAACCUACGCGGAGGAAUUUGCCUGCUCGUAUGGCACUUUCAACAACCUGACAGGAUUGAUGAGCGAAGCUGAUUGCACACCGUGCCUGCCCGGGAUGGCGUGCGAUGAACCCGGCCUGGUCUAUCCCAUCAGGCCCUGCGAAGCUGGCUACUACUGCAGGAAGGGAGCCAACAUCACCACACCCACAGAUGGCCCACUGAAUGAUGAAUGCCCUGCUGGUUACUACUGCAUGGAGGGUACUGUGGAACCAGACGCCUGCCCAGAGGGGACAUUCAGCCCUGCCACCAAGCUGAAGAGGGUGGAGGAGUGCCUCAACUGCACGGCUGGCUACUUCUGCAAUGAAACAGCUCAAACUGAAGUGAGUGGGCCCUGCCUUCCUCGCUUCUACUGCGACGAGUCCUCCACCCGCCCGGACCAGACCAUUUGUCCUGAGGGGUACUACUGUGAGGGGACCACGUUCAAUCCUAGCCCGUGUCCCAGUGGAACAUUCUCCAACGUAACAGGCUUGGCCGUGGAGUCGGAAUGCCUGGAUUGCACGGCUGGCUUCUACUGCCAGGGAACUGCCAACACGGAGGUCACCGGUCAGUGCCAUCCUGGGUACUACUGCCCCUCUGGGUCUAAUUCAGCUACCCAGGUGAUAUGCCCAGAGGGUAAACACUGCCCUCUACAGAGUGCCGAGCCCCAGGACUGUGUAGCUGGUACCUACGUGGACUACGAGGGUGCUUCAGAGUGCUCUGUCUGCCCGGAAGGAUUUUACUGCAUUCCUGAACUGGUUACUGAAGGUGACGGCUCCACCAGCUACCACCGCUGCACCCGCGGGUUCUACUGCCCCAACGGCACGGGCCACGACCACCAGCCCUGCCCGGUGGGCACCUACGGCCAGUCAGACGGCCUGGCCGCAGCAGCCGAAUGCACACCCUGCGACGGCGGCAUGUACUGCCAGGGCGUGAAUCUGACUGCGCCCUCAGCCGAGUGCAACGCGGGCUACUACUGUGUGUCGGGCGUUGACAAGUCAGAUCCAGUCAUGGUGGGUGGGGACCAGUGUCCGACAGGUACCGUUCAUCCGGUUAUUGGCGAUGUUUGCCCCAAGGGCCACUACUGCGAGCGGGGAUCUCAGUAUCCUACCGGUUGUGAGGCUGGCACUUAUCAGGAUCAGGUCCAGCAGUCGGCCUGCCUACCCUGCCCAGAGAGCCACUAUUGCUACCUCAACACCACGGACUACACCCCGAACGAAUGCCCAACGGGUUACUACUGUCCGCUCAACACCCCGGACCCCUAUGCCCACCCCUGCCCGCCGGGCACCUUCAACAACCUGACCCGACAGAAGGGGCCCCAGGCCUGCGUGGCCUGCACCCCGGGCUGGUACUGCGAGGGUUACGGAAACAGCCGGCCCACGGCCGAGUGCAGCGCUGGGUUCUACUGCUCGGGUGGUGCCAACGAGUCCAGGCCCACUGUGAAUGGCGGGGAGUGCCAGCCGGGCCAGUUCUGUAUGGAAGGCUCGGCCCAACCCCAGCCCUGCACCCCGGGCCAGCACUGCAACAGCACGGGCCUGUCCUCGCCGGCAGGGCCCUGUAGCCCAGGCUUCUACUGCCCUGAGGCCUCCUCCAGUCCUGAGGAGCGCCAGUGCACCGUGGGCCGGUACUGCCCAGAGGGGACGGGCCUCCCCAUUCCCUGCUUCAACGGCACCUACAACCCCUCCAUGGGGCAGGACGGUCCCGAGGAUUGCUUGCCUUGUCAGGCAGGUUUCUUCUGCAACGAGACGGGAGCCUCGAUGACAAGCGGAGUCUGCUCAAGGGGCUACUACUGCCCACCUGGACAGAAGACACCAACUCCGGCCGAUUACCUAUGCCCAGCAGGCCACUUCUGCGAAGAGAACUUCCCCAACCCAGAGCGGUGCAACAACGGCACAUACCAAGACGAGGAAGGAAAGUCAGACUGUCUGCUCUGUGAAGAAGGUUAUUUCUGCGACAAUACCAUCGCUGCCGUCAUCAACCUUGAUGGCUCAGACUGCCCAGCUGGCUACUACUGCCUGGCGGGGACCAAGAGGGCAAACGAGCACCCCUGCCCACCGGGCACCUUCAGCAACCUGACCAACGCCGUCAACGUGAGCUGGUGCCAGCCGUGCCUGGCCCGAUACUACUGUCUCUCGCCUGGGCUCAGUGCACCGGAGGGGCUGUGUUAUGCAGGGUAUUAUUGCGAAGGAGGCGAUGAUAACCCCACCCCUAACCUGUGCCCGGAGGGUAGCUACUGCCUGGAGGGUAGCUACCUGCCAACUCCCUGCCCCGCAGGCACCAUCUCGUCCGGGCGUGGCAACAAGAACGUGACGGACUGCGCCGCCUGCGAGAUAGGACACUACUGCAACGUCAACAGCUCCCAGAAUGGUGUCACACCCCCUUGUGAUCCUGGCUACAUCUGCACAGGGGGCUCAGACAUCCCUGACCCCUCGGACGGAAUCCGGGGCUACAUCUGUCCUGAGGGGCACUACUGUGAGUCGGGAGCACCCAUGGAGAUUCCCUGUGACAAAGGCACCUACGCCCCUCGUGUCGGUCUGGGAGCCUGUCUGCCAUGCCCAGAAAGAUCAACUUGUCCUGAGAAAGGGAUGAACACCACCCUGCCUUGUCCAGCAGGCUACUAUUGCCAGGAGGGGACGGACGAUAAUGGCGAGUCCUGCCCAGCAGGAACUUUCAGUGACCAGCUGUCUCUGAAGGAGGAAGCAGAGUGCCAGCAAUGCCUGUUGGGCAUGUACUGCGAAACGCCAGCCCUGUCCUGGCCCACCGGGGACUGUGACGCAGGCUUUCUCUGCGUGUUGGGGGCCGCUAACUCCAGCCCCAACGACGGGACCAACGGGCCCUGCGAGGUCGGCCACUACUGCGAGAACGGCACCCACUCUGCCACUCCUUGUCCCCCGGGAACCAUGAACCCCGACACGGGCGGCCAGUCUGAGGAUGACUGCCUCCCCUGUGAGGCGGGCCACUUCUGCCAGGGCACGGGCCUGUCGGCACCAACGGGCGUCUGCUCAGAGCGCUAUUACUGCCCCAGUGAUGCGGUGAUUGACUCCCCAGAGCCUGUGGGGUACGAGUGCCCGGCCGGUUUCUUCUGCUUGAAUGAGACGGCGACACCAGUGGCUUGCAACCCAGGCACCUACCAGCCCUCGACAGCCGAGACAAACUGCGAGGUCUGCCCCGAGGGCUUCUUCUGCAUGGUCAACACCAGUGUGCCGGAGCCCUGCAGCGCCUAUUCCUACUGUCCCGUGGGGUCCGUUGAGCCCACCCCCUGCCCCAAUGGCACCUACACGGCAGACGACGUCCGGAAAUUGGUGAAUUGGACGGAGUGCUCGCUCUGCCCAACAGGGAGCUACUGCCUCGGUGGGAGGAUCGCUGCGCCUUGCACCGCUGGAUUCAUCUGCUACUCGGGCUCGGACACCCCGACCCCCGACGGAUCUCACCCGGUCAUGGGCGAGCCCUGCCCCAUUGGCUACUACUGCUUAGAAGGUGCACUGAAUGUGUCUGUGUGUUCCCCGGGCCAAGUCAUCACAGAGCCGGGGGCCAAGAGCUCAGCGGAGUGUACCCAGUGCCCGGCCGGCUACAUCUGCACCAUCGACAGUAUCAAGGCGGAGCCCUGCACCCCAGGUUACUACUGCGAGUUCAACGAAGAUCCUAAACCAUGUCCAAACAGAACCUAUUCUGACGAAUCCCAGGCCACCAAUUCCAGCACCUGCCAGCCCUGCCCGGCAGGAUACUGGUGUAAUUACCCAGCCAUGACAGACUACGACACCAACCCAUGUCCAUUGGGUCAUUACUGCCCUACCGCCACCCCAGAGCCUAUCCCCUGCCCCCCAGGGACAUACAGGGACACACAGGCUGCCCGAAGCCAAGAGGAAUGUUGGGUGUGUCCAGCUGGCUACUACUGCCCCAACGACACGGCCAACAGCUACGGCAUCGAGUGCUUAGAUGGUCAAUUCUGCCCUGAGGGUUCCUGGGAACAGCGAGACUGCCAACCAGGCUACUACUGCAAUCGUUCCAUGACCCAGGAGCCAUGUCCGGCUGGAUUCUACUGCCCGGUCAACUCCAGCUAUCCCAUGCCCUGCCCGGCGGGCCACUACUGCGGAGAGGACUGUGACACGGAGCCUUGCGCUGGAGCCAUAGUGCCGGUCAAGUGCCCGUUGGGUUACCGGGAGAAAGAGGGUUCCCGCCGUUCUACCUUUGCCAACACCUGCGAGAUCUGCCCGGCCGGUUACUAUGGUAACGAGCCCGACCGAGCCAACUGCACCAUUUGCCGGGCGGGCGUGGUCUGUUUUGAAGGUGCAACGACUGACGAACCGCAGGGUAACGACACUAGCCAUGGGUUCAACGUGACCAAUUCCUACCCGUGCCCAUAUGGCUACUACUGUCCAGAAGGCUCAGCCAUCGAGAUCCCCUGUCCCAGCGCCACCUUCAACGAUGCCCAGUACGGCGAGUCCCUUGCUGACUGCCUGAAUUGCCCCGUUGAUCACUUCAACCAUCUGGAGGGACAGGCCGGCUGCUUCCACUGUGGAGCCGAGGCCUACCAGCCCGAGACGGGACAGGAUCAGUGCAUAUGCACGGGUGCAGGGAAACAGUUCCAGCCAAGCGAUCGGAAGUGCCUGUGUAGGCAAGGCUACCAGACGCUGGUCGGACGGGAACAAGACUGCGUGAAGGAGGUGUACGAGAUCUGCGGGGAGGGUACCUCCCGCAACCAGAACGGAACGUGCCUGGACAGCGCCGGAUGGGAGGAGUACUGCAGAACAGGGGGAGGUUGCCCAUCUGCUGAAGACUACAUCGGCUUUGACGUGACGCUGUCCCUGUGCGUCUGCAGAGUGGACGACCUACAGGAGGUGUGUGACCUGGAGUGCCGCCUGGCCCAGCGCAACCGAAUCACCCUUGUGUGUGAGGACCCGCCCUACCUGUGCAUUGAGUACCCAACUGGAGAACAGACCAAGAUCCCGUCCAGCAGUCUGACCAAGGUGAUCAACUCGCGCAACGCCAUCUCAGCCGAUCAGUGCGAGGCGUUGGACGGUAGCAAGCUGGUCAUCCACGUGACGGAAGCCAGCAGUGCUGGGUUCCUGGGUGUGUAUGACCCCGAUUCUGAGCAGCUGGAGGGCCUGGUGGUGCAGAACGCCAAGGGCCUGAACAAUGCCACCUUGGUCAACGGCUCCUCCACCUACACGGCCUCCAGUCGCCGCCGACUGCUGUCCAUCUUUGACAACUCAACGGCGAUGCGCGGUGGCGGCCGGCGUCUGCUCUCAUCCUCAGGAGUUCCCGGGUCCUCCUUCACCGGCAUCUCGGACCCAGCCGUCUGCCUGAAAUACGGCGAGACCAUGAUGUUCUAUGUCGACAACCAGAACUAUCCCGUCUACAGCAGAGAGAACCUGUAUAAUACAAAUGAGCAGUUUGACUACGGAGGUUUCCGGGAACUGGAAGAACUGCAGACUCAGAUCGGCACCUCCACCACGCUGUUCACCUACCGCUUCGUCGACCCUGGCGUCUACGUCUUCUAUCUCAGCAGCAACCCGGAGCGCAAGAUGUACGUGCGAGUCAUGGCCAGGAAUGCCCAGUGCUCUGAGGACGGUCCCUACUUCCCUGCCACGCCCCGCUACAUCGUCCAGAACGGCAUCGCGGUGGGCCAGUCCAUCCUGCUGGCCCCCGACUGGCUGACCAUCGGCCUGGUGCUGGGGCUUAUCCUGGUUCUCACCAUCCUGCUGGUCCUGCUCCUGAUCCUCUUCCGCAAGUACGGCUGGGGCAAGGUGUCCUACAUCCGGCCCAAGUACCGCGCCCUGAUCCAGAGCCACAACUUUGACGACUACGCCUCCAAGGGCUCGGUCGUGCACUCCGUCAAGAAGUACCACCGGGCACUGCAGGGGCGUAGCGAGCAUGGCCAAGGGGAUGGGGCAGCUGGGGUUGUGAUUGACGAAACCAUUGAAGUCAAAGGUGAUGAGUAUUGGGACUACGACAAGCAGAUUGACUUUGAGGCCUUCAGCACAGCCGACUUCUACGGGCAUCUUGCCCAGCAAUCUCGCCACGUCACCUCGGAGCUCGGACGACAGAAAGAAGAGGCUAAGGCUCUGUACCAGAAGCUGUCCAACCAGGCUGAGAACCUCAAAGGAUUAUGGGUAGCCAAGAUGAACCUGAAGGGACGCAGCGCCCUGGCAACCGAGGAGGACCUGGAAGCAUACGAGCGCAAGAAUGAAGAGUUGGAGAUGGAGCUCGAACGGCGCAAGGAAUUGGGCUUCCGCUUCGAAGCCAUCUUGAAGAGGCAACUGGAGAUCAAGGAGGAGGACGAGAGGAACAGAGAGGAGCACCAGGUGUCUUACCUGUCAGCCUUGCGCGAGGCAGUCCGCACCCUGAAGGACUACACAGACAGCAAGACCGGCAGAAAGAAGAGCUUGGAAGAAGAAUUUGACAACACCACACAGAAACAUGUGAUCCGUCGCGUCGGAGCUCUCCUGGGCCGCAUGUCCAGCGAAGUGUCCGCAGAGGCCCAGCGCAUCGGUGCCUGGGGCGUCCUCGGGCAAGGCAUCGGCGCUCCGCUUAUCUCGCCGGACACCAACGCACCUGUGGCAAAGGAGGAGCUGUUUGGGCCUGAUGGAAGUAUUCAGCGCUCGGACCUUGUCCACCAAAAUACCACGACAGGCCUGAUCGUGCCAAACAGUGACGCUCGCAUGCUGUUGGCCAACGGCACCGUUAAGAGCAUCCCCCCAGAUUACUUCGUCCACCCGCAGACCGGCAAUGCCUUGCCAAUCCAAGGCAACGUGGGAUACGAUCCUGUGACCUCGAGACUUGUCUACACAGUGGAUUCCUCAGUCGGUGACUCGAUCCGCUCGGAGGAGCCCUUGAUCCCCUACAUUCCUUUCCCCACUGACCCCAACACCGGUCUCCCCGUCAGCAGCAAGCUGACAGCCGUGGAGCGGGCUGGUGAGCUCAAGCUCAACGCGCCCAUGUCGGACCCCGACACAGGCCUGAAGUGUCCCGUGGUGGCUGUCACCAUCCACCCGCAAUCCGGGGUGGCAUACCCUGUGGCGGGCACCCACACCGAUCCUGUGACAGGGCUGCCAGUACCCAUCGAGAUAGGUGCCGUGAUGAUCGACCCCAGCAGCGAGCAGCCCGUGCCAGUUCUGAGCGUGGCAAUAGACCCUGAGACAGGUGACGUCAUACCGAUAGGCGGUACCCGGCAGCCACCCAAUGGUGCCCACAAUGCUUAUGUCACCAUGGUUACCGGCGACCGCUUUGUGGAGCCCCUGAGCAACCUGCAGGUCCUGAUCCAGAGUGGUGGUCUCUAUGACGACGAGGUGCUGCCUUCCAGCGGGAGCUACCAGACACUGCUGGACUCCAACCUGAUGGCCUGUGAGAUUCGGAUACUGGAGGUCGUCAAGGCCUACCUGGACGCGGCUGUCGGUCCCGAGGGCAUGAACUGUCGCCAUGAGCAGAGCCAACUGGAGACCGCCCUGAAGGACCUGGUCAAAGCCAGGCAGCGUUGUCGCAGCAACCACAUCCACGCUAUCCACGACAUCCGGCGCCGCCUGGAGCGCGCCUCCAUCCUGGCCAUCAGCGGCGGCUCCCCAGGCAUGUACGAGCACACAGCCACCGGACAGAUUCUGCCAAUCCUGGUCGGCACCAAGAUGACCGAUCCCAGCGGCUCCGGGCAGGAAGUUGCCAUCCUGGGCGUGGAGAGGAAUGCCAAGACAGGCGCGCUGAUCCCGCUAGGGGGAACCAUGGAGGAUCCCGACGGCGAUGGACUGGUUCCCAUCAUGAUUGGCCGUCAAGCCGUGGACAGCGUCACUGGUGACCUCAGCCCCAUCACCGGGGUCCGCAUCAACCCGGACACUGAGACGGUUGUCCCGGUAACCGUUUCCGCUGACAAGAAGAAGAAACCACCUCUUGGAGCAGUUGCCAUGCUCGAGGAUGAGAUUGUCGCUAGGCGCGGCUUCUGGCGUCGUCAGCGGCAACGAGAAGAAGAGCUGACUGCCCAGGAAUCCCGACUGGCCAAUCAGCUCCUGCUGGACAUGGAGAAUGUCGACGUCAAAAAGGUUGAGGAAGCCCUUGAUUCUUUCAGUGAUUCUGCCAAGUCCCUGGAAGACUCCAACAAGAGAGAGGUGACGAGGCGCGUGGAGGCCUCAGAGGAACUGAACAACGUCCUGCCACUGCAUGUCAUGGGAAUUCUCACCGAAGGAGACGACACUGAGAGGUCGUGUGAAGAGCGCCACCACGCCUCCCACCAGAAGUUUGUUGACACGGUGCGCAAGAUCUACACGCGACUGCAGUCAGAGGAGAGCAAAUACAAAGAGAGGCUGGCAGAGUUGGAGGAUGCCCUAAACCCCGAUGCGGAAUCGGCCGUCAUGAUGCGCUACCGGCAGGCCAAGUCUCGUCUCCAGGCCGAGCUGAAAGACCAACUGCUGACACGCAUGGAGAACCUGGACGAAGACCAUUCGGCCCUGGAGUACACCAGAGAGAGGAGUGAACUGCUCAGCCUGGAGGCCAAGGCGGUUCUGUCUAAUGCGGUCAUCUUGGCCGGCGACUAUGAUGCCACCAUGACGGGCGUGUACGGCGACAGCACCGUGACGGAGCAGUCCAGCCGGGAAAUCAUCCCUCUAUUGCGGCAGAUCAUCGCCAUGCUGGAGAAAGGCUCACACUUCACCCUGUCGGCUGAGCUGCUGCAAGGCAUCGCCGGCGGGGAGGGAGGCGAGACCAAGAUGCAUUACGGCAAGGUGGUCGCGUCAUCCAGUCGUAAUGUCGUCCAAGGUGACCAGUACAACCUGAGCGUGGUGCAGACAGAGAGUCUGCAGGUGCCCCAGCAGCCGGGCGGCGUGUCCCUGGCUGUGCCGGUGCGAGCGGCUGCUUCGCUAGGCGUGCCAGCACGUUCAGAAGUGUCUAUGCAAAGCUCGCGUGACAUCCGCAGCAAUCUGGUGGUGAGGAACAAUCUCAUCUCCCUGACUGACGACGACAAGCAUGCCAUGGCCAAGUCGCUGUCCGAGAAGCAGACCCUGGAAGCCGUCAAGCUGGAGAGCAGUCUCCGGGAGAGCGAGAUCAAGGAGAUCAAUGCGGUGGUGCAGGAAUCGGAGGCCAAGAAAGAAGCAACUUUGAAGCAGAUGCAGGAAGACUUGAAGGUGAAGCUGCGGAGUGCAGCCAGUGAGGAGGAGAAAGCCAAGAUCAUGCAGGCGUUUGUGGAUUCGGCUGCCAAGGUAGCAGAGGACAUUGAGUCCUCCAAGCAAGCCCAGCUGAGGACCCUGCAGACGAAACUGGCCAAGCGCCGGGCCCAGGCCAAGUCAGACCUGCACAACAAGCACAUGGAGGAGGCCAAGCAGGAAGGACUGGGUGAGGAGCUGGUGCCUGACCUGAUGGCCACGGACGAGGACGAAGCCAACAAGGAGCUGCAGUUGCUGAUGCUGAAGCAGCAGCAACUGAUCGCCGAGCUGCAGAAGGGAUACGCUGAGGAAGACGAAGAGUUCUUAAACAAGAAGAGGAACGGUCUUGAUGCGCAGAUGGAGGAGAAGAUGAGACUGCUGAACUUGGCCAACAGGCAGAAGAUAGCCGAUGUUGUUGAUGCCAUCCAACAGAACACAAACGAUGUCAACCGUGGAAACAGCAACCUGAAGAACAAGAUGAAGGAACGUCUGAACAAGCGGCGUCACUCCAAGAAGCACCUGACGCCGGACGGCAUCGAACCCGGCACUGACGAAGAGAAGCAGUACGUACAAGCUGUGGAGUCGCAGAUGGAGGCCGACCAGCAACGCAGCAUGCAGGCUGCCAUGGAAGUGGCACGGUCCCUGGCCAGUGAACAGCAGCAAGGAGAACACGAGAAGGCUAUCAAGGAAAUUCUGGCCAAUGAAGACAAGUCCGACGCUGAGGUGGAGGCCAUCAUUGCCAAGUACCUGGAAGAUGUGGGCGAGGUCCAGGGUAAGAUGGACUCCUCCCGGCAGGAGCAGAGGGACCACCUCCUGGCCAAGCUGGCCGCCCGCAAACGUCUCAAGGAGGAGGUGAUGGCAGAGGAGGCAGUCUCCAAGCAACUGGACCACAUCACCAAGAAACAGGUACUGAAGGGAACGGACGAGGGCGCUGUUGCCAUAGAUACAGUCAACAGCAACGUCAUGGCAGACGAGGCCUUGGAAGAAAGAAACAAACUCCUGGCAGAGCAAGAGGAGCGUCAGGCCCGACUCCAUGUGGCCCAGCAAGCCCAGCUCAACCAGCUCAACAGGGACCUGGACGCGGAGCUGGCCACGGCCACCACCUCCGUGGAGGAACAGCUGGAGGACCAGAAGACGGAGCUGCUGGCCCGGCAGGAGAGGGAGUUUGAGAAGGAGAUGCAGGUCAAGCGCAAGACGCUGACGGAGGAGGCCUGCAAGGAGCUGGUUGAUGACCACAAGAAGAAUAUGGAGAAGCUGUCCCAGAGCAUGGACCUGGAGAAGGACCGACAGAAGAUGGUCCUAGCUGACCGCAUCGCCCAGAAGCGGCGACAGCACCAGGAACGACUGCAGCAGAAGAACCAGGCCACAAUGAGCCAGGAGGUGCUGCGCCAGAGAGCCGAGAGAGACCAACUUAGCAACAAUCAGCUGAAGGGUGCUGAGCAUCAAGCUCUGGUGGAAUCAUUGGAAGAUGAGGAGAAUGGAAAGGCUGAAAACAUCAUCUACCGAGUGCUGCGGCAACGUCACAUGAAGGAGCAGGUCCAACAGGAGGAGCAAAUGGACCGGGAGAAGGAGGCGGCCGUUGUCAACGCCCGUUCCAAGAUGGCUGAAAUCUGCCAGCAGGAGCGAGACUCACUGAUCGAUGCCCAGCAGAAGGAAUUCCUGGAACUGGUGGCAAACUCCGGCUCCCUGUCGGCUGCCAACCUGACUGAGAGGAAAGAGAAACUACAGCAACAGCACCAGAAACAACUGGAGGAGUAUGACAACGUUACGGCCCAGCGGACGGAGCAGGCUGCCAAAGAUUGCCUCCCGGAGACAGAGGUCAAGCAGGCCCACGCCAGGCUGGCCAUGAGGGAGAGACAGCUCAAGGAGCUGGCCGAGGCCAUGAGGGACCUUUCCCCUGAAGAGGCCCUGGUUCACCAGUACACGGAUGCAGCCGAGAAGGCAGCCCGGGAUGCCCAGAAGUUCCGCGAGCAGAAGAUGAGCCAGGUGACCACGGAGAUCGAGCGCGUCAAGGCGGAGAAGAGGAAGCGGGACGAGGAGAGGCGGCGCAAGAUGGAGAAAGAGAUGGCGACUUUGGAGUCAGAGCUGGAGAUGGACCGGGUGCGUGACGAGCAGCGACAGCGAGAGCGCGACGGGCAACGGCAGAAGACCCUGGAGGAGCAGAAGGAGGAGAAAGAGAGACGGCUGCAGCUGGAGCUGCAGCAGCUGCAGGGCAACAAGGAAGCCCAAGAGAAACUGAUGGCGGAGCACCGGGAGAACAUGAAGCGCUUUGAGGAGUCCCAGCGGCUAGAGCAGGAGAGGAACCAGGAGAAAACUCGGGCCCGACUGGAGGCCCGGAGGAAGAAGAAGAAGGAGCAGGAGACAGAGCGAAUCAAGGGCGAGAUGAGUGGCCAGGCCGAGGUGGAUGAGAGACGCACCCAGGACUUGCUGAAUACCAUCCAGAGGCAGGGUGCCUCGGAUCUGAACCAGACCAUCAACUCCACCACGGCACCGGACGCUCCCAGCGACUGGGCCCAGCGCGAGCAGGAGGCCAUGGAAAGGUCCAAGCUGCCCCCCGGUGUGGACGAGUCCAUCUACGAUGCCCUGCUCGCCUCCCCGCUCUACCGGGACCUGCAAGAGAUUGAGGAGAUUGUCAACAGCACCGAUGCCCUCAAGAGACCCGGGGUCAAAGGUGCCGUCUCAGACGCCUUCAUCGAUGUCAAGGACGCCCAGUGGCUCCUGUCGCAGGACAUUGACCCCCUGGACAUCAACAGCAUCACCCCCAGCCAGUUCGUGGUCUACCGCUUUGGCGUCUUCGUCAUUCGCCUCCUGCAGCGGACCAACGCCACGCCCGGCGUCACCCUCCUCCUGGCCUCGUCGCUGCCGCACAACGACUACCACCGCAACAUGUACCGCCGCUCCUUCUUCUACCAGCGGGCUGCCAACAUCCUGUUUGUCCGGCGGGAGCGGCUGGAGUCAGUUGGGGAGUUUAUCAUGCUGAUUGCCCACUGCCUGGCCCACAUCAAGAUUGGUGAUCUGACGGAUGACACCAACCCUCACUUCUUGAGGGAAUUCUACAAGGCCAUAAAGGUCAUCUGCCAGGACAUGUUCUUUGCCCGCUCUCGAACCUCGCCUGUGACUGGAGCGCUGAUUGGUGGGUCACCCGCUCUUGGCAAAACCGCCCUGGAGCACGCCUUCAAGUACAGCAAGACGGACAGCGACAAGGCUGGCGUGGUGGGUGAGCUGGUGAACGUCAAGGUCCGGGCGCCAGUGGAACAAGACUUUGAUAAAGAGGUAUGGUGUGGUAUGACAUAUCAGAGGCUGUUAAGUAGGACCCAUUGACCGCACUGCACAGGACUCGGUGUGCAGAGCUGUGACCACUGACAGGGA
This is a messenger RNA of Acanthaster planci (crown-of-thorns starfish), 29451 nucleotides long. RefSeq lists its product as uncharacterized. Lineage: Eukaryota; Metazoa; Echinodermata; Asteroidea; Valvatida; Acanthasteridae. The record is from RefSeq and is a predicted model, not a curated record.